AUGAAUAACAACAACAAUAAUCAACUCAGUACCAACAAUGAAAUGCAUAUUCUUUUGGAGCUCCAUAAACAGAGUCUUAAAAAUAUUUGUGAUGCCUUCGAAAAAGAACAUGAUGAAAAUAAUGUAGAUGAUCAAGUACUUAAAGAAUUCAAUAAGAAAAGACGAAGGGAUGAAGAAGUCUUAAACGACAUGUGUAUGGUUUUUCAAAGAGAACUGGUAAACAAAAAGAUGAAAAUCUUACAGUUGACAAACUAUGACACCUUCUUUUGCAUAUACGAUGAUAGCUUUGAACAUAUUCAGACAAUAACUACAAGAAGAAGAAUUAAUUGA
Phycomyces blakesleeanus NRRL 1555(-) is the source of this 330-nucleotide messenger RNA. RefSeq lists its product as hypothetical. The transcript has a single exon. Bases 1 to 330 code for a protein of 109 amino acids. The record is from RefSeq and is a predicted model, not a curated record. Lineage: Eukaryota; Fungi; Mucoromycota; Mucoromycetes; Mucorales; Phycomycetaceae.